CUAGGAGGCCAUUACCAAGUUGGGUAGAUCCUGUUCCUCAAAGUGACCCAGUCGCAGAGAUACGAUUUAAAAAUGUUUGUGUAGGCGGAGCUCUGAUUGACAUGGAGGACUGUAUCUGCAGUGGUCGCCAAAUAAAUAUACUUACUUUUAAAAAGAUGACAAACCGGUGCAAAGAAAUGUAUGUGCCCGGCGGCAAGAAUAAAACUCUCAAUGAGAUUGAACAAAUAUAUUGGGAAAAGGUUCUUGAUGCAGAAGAACAUAUUUGUAUCAAUAACGCAUCAAUUGACACGGGUGAAGGAGGGCAUGGUUUCACAAAAGACCAACGCGACUCCUAUGGGAAACAUCCGUGGAAUUUGAAGACGCUUACUCAGAACAGUUCGAAUAUGCUUAGAUUCAUGGGACCUGUACUGGGGGCGACAUUACCCACACUGCAUCUCGGAAUGAUAUUCUCUACGCACUGCUGGCACAGGGAUCCACACAACUUGCCGUGGAUAGAAUAUAUGCACAGUGGACCUGGCAAAAUUUGGUACUUUCAUAUUUCUUCAAUCCUUAGCUCACAUAUUUAACUUUAAGAUUAGACGGUCUUGAGUCUAUCCU
This is a messenger RNA of Papilio polytes (common Mormon), 597 nucleotides long. RefSeq names its product protein Jumonji-like. NCBI's taxonomy places the organism in Eukaryota, Metazoa, Arthropoda, Insecta, Lepidoptera, Papilionidae. Gene Ontology annotation, biological process: chromatin remodeling. The transcript is spliced from 3 exons. Gene Ontology annotation, molecular function: histone demethylase activity. The record is from RefSeq and is a predicted model, not a curated record. Gene Ontology annotation, cellular component: nucleus. Bases 102 to 566 code for a protein of 154 amino acids.